This is a messenger RNA of Micromonas commoda, 891 nucleotides long. RefSeq lists its product with no specific name. The record is from RefSeq and is a predicted model, not a curated record. The annotation marks the transcript as partial. Gene Ontology annotation, molecular function: protein kinase activity; ATP binding. Gene Ontology annotation, biological process: protein phosphorylation. NCBI's taxonomy places the organism in Eukaryota, Viridiplantae, Chlorophyta, Mamiellophyceae, Mamiellales, Mamiellaceae. The transcript is spliced from 2 exons.
AUGGGUGGAUGCCUGUCGCAGCCGGCGAAUAUUCAGGCUCCAGCAUCCGUGGAGAUUGUGUUCGACCGCAAGGUCGAGGAUGAUUACGAUAUCGGGCCAAAGCUAGGCGAGGGCGUGCAGGGUGUCGUCUUCAGCGGCGUGUGCAAGAGCACCGGCACGAAGGUGGCCGUCAAGCGCACCCACAUCGGCUCAUACGGCUCGUCCGCCAGCCGCGCCAGCGCGUUCGCCGAGAUUGAGCUCCUCUCCUACUGCGACCACCCCAACGUCCUCCGGCUCAUGGGCGCGUAUCAGACCGGCGGCGACAUCAACAUGGUCUGCAAGAAAGUCGAGGGCUGGAACCUCAUCCAGUACCUCAUCCAGCUGGACAAGGAAGAGGCCGCGGGGCGGUCCGCGGAGGACAUCGCGGCGGAGAAGAUGUCGCUCAUGCAUCAGCUCGUCGACGCCGUCGCGCACGUGCACGCGCGAGACAUCGUCUACCGAGACCUCAAGCCCGCGAACCUCAUGAUCAGCGAGCAGAAACCGAGGCAGCUGACGCUCAUAGACUUCGGCCGCGCCACGCACCUGGACCGCGCGGCGAGGCUGGAGAAGGAGCAGCCGAUGGGCACGAGCCUGUUCCAGGCGCCCGAGGUUGAGGAGCGCGCCGCGUACGGUCAGCAGUCCGACAUGUGGGCCGUGGGCGUGCUCGUGUACCUCCUCAUCAGCGGGGGCAUGCCCUUCGAGCACUCCAUCGCGGGUCUGUACAAGGUUCUCGCGGGCCAGUACAGGCCGAUGGACGAGAGCUUCUCGCCCGAGGCUAAGGAUCUGGUCUCGAGGCUGCUGGUGGUUGACCCCGACAAGAGGCUCAACGCGGCGCAGUGCACGCAGCACCCGUUCUUCACCAGGGAAGGGCUC